AUGCUCCUUGUCCCAGUUGCCCCUCGCCCCUUGUCCAAGCUCGAGUCGCUCCCGGCCGAGGUCUUGGCCAUGAUCCACAUGGAGGCCGUCAACCCCGACUUCCCCUCGGCGUCACCCCACCUUUGCACCACACUCACGCACUUCCCUCCGUCCUCGGUGGCCGAUUUCUUUAAGAAACACUACGGCCGAUACACGUACAACUACAAGGUGCUCACCGCUGUCAUCAAGCAUCCGAUCGUCACCCUCCCCAUCGCCAAGCAAAUCCUCGGGAGCGGGUGGCGCGACGGACGAGUUACGCUCCCCGCACGUCUCAUCCCCCGCCAUGCCAUGAUCGCAGGCAACGAUCGCAAGCUUCUUCUCUGGAUCGUAAACGACUGGAAGCUUGCGACCCGUCACCGCACGCUUCUGGAUGCUGCAGUCCUCCACGACGACGUGCACCUCGCCGCGCUCCUGUUCAGCGUCGGCGCCCGUAUUAAACGCGCCCACGUUCUCCUUGCCAUUCAGCGCAACUGUGUGAAGAUGGUCAAGAUUCUGUGCCAGAAUCCGCUGCACCCUCAGCGCGUUCGCCGGCAGCACCGCGGCGUCCUCCUCUGCCCGCGCCUCAUGUUCGCUGCGCUCGCCAACGAAGAGGUGGCGGCUUACUUUUCUGCUGUUCUAUUUCGUGAGAUCCGCGACCGUCGCCUGCUCCAUCGCGCGCGCUUCAACUUUCGAGGCAUUUGCAUCUCGGGGCACAUGAUUGGGAUCAAGGGACAGGCCCCCAAGCCCAAGAAGAGCGCCAAGGGAGAGGGAGACGAGGAGAAUUGA
Vanrija pseudolonga is the source of this 804-nucleotide messenger RNA. RefSeq lists its product as uncharacterized. The transcript is spliced from 3 exons. NCBI's taxonomy places the organism in Eukaryota, Fungi, Basidiomycota, Tremellomycetes, Trichosporonales, Trichosporonaceae. The coding region runs from base 1 to 804 and encodes 267 amino acids. The record is from RefSeq and is a predicted model, not a curated record.